Molecule: messenger RNA, 2667 nt
Organism: Cetraspora pellucida
Lineage: Eukaryota; Fungi; Glomeromycota; Glomeromycetes; Diversisporales; Gigasporaceae
Source: the annotation of a GenBank genome assembly
AUGUAUACUGAGAACUACAAGUCUGAUCGAUUGGUGUUAAAUAAAUUUGUAUUAUAUGAAACAAAAACGAAUUAUUACAUAGUAGGAUCAAACCAAAGUGAUAAUCGGUUUCGUAUAUUAAAGAUUGACCGAACAACGCCUACUGAACUUAAUGUAAUUGAAGAUGAUGUGAUAUAUUCGAAGCAAGAAAUAAAUGACAUUUUAACUGUUCUCGAAGAAGGUAACAGAAUUUCGGGUGGACUUAAGAACAUUAUAGCCGCCUAUGGGAUUGUAGGAUUUAUUCAAUUUACGGAUGGCUUUUACAUCUCACUGAUCACCAAAAGAAGUCCCGUUGCUUUAAUUGGUGGUCAUUAUAUAUAUCAUAUUGAUGAGACGCUUCUUCGCCCAAUUGGGCCACAGACAAAGCAUGAAAAAAAUUCAGAUGAAUACAACUACACUUAUGAUAUUACUCAUACACUUCAACAUAACAUGAUUCGUCCAUCAAAUCGUAGGAGUUUUUCAUAUAACGAAAUGUUUGUUUGGAAUCACUAUUUAUUAGAAAAUGGAUUUCGAAGUCUAAAGAACAAUUCUGAUUGGAUUUUACCGGUUAUCCAUGGUUUUGUGGAUCAAUCAAGUAUGCUUUCUUUAACUAUAAAAUAUAAUAGUUCAUGGAAAGAAAUAUUAAGUUUAUAUGACUUUUUAGAAAUUUCAAUAUUUGGGCGGAAUAUCUUUGUGACAUUGAUUGCUCGAAGAUCAAGAUUCUUUGCUGGUGCACGCUUUUUAAAACGUGGUGUCAAUGAUCAAGGUUAUGUCGCAAACGAUGUAGAAACUGAACAGAUAGUAGCAGAUAUGAGCACAACAUCGUUUCACCGAUCUGGACUUUACGAUAAUCCUUACUACACAUCUUAUGUGCAACAUCGUGGAUCUAUACCCUUGUUUUGGUCACAGGAUGUGACAAACAUGACGCCAAAGCCUCCUAUAGCAAGUUUGCACUUUGAUAAUAUGUUCAAACGUUAUGGUGCACCCAUAAUUGUCCUAAAUUUGAUCAAGACAAAAGAAAAGAAUCCUAGAGAAUCUAUUUUGGGAGAUGAACUUGCAGAUGCCAUGAGCUAUUUGAAUCAAUUUUUACCAGAAAAGUCUCUCAUAUAUCAUCCUUGGGAUAUGUCAAAGGCUAGAAAAAGUGACGAAGACGUUUUUGAUAUCAUGGAAGGAUAUGCAGAAAAAUAUUUAGCUGAUACAGGAUUCUUUCAUAGUGGUCCUGAGGCAUGGGUUAAUGUUUUGAAUAGAGAACAAACCCAAGGAAAACCACAAAAGCGCCAAAUGUUUAGGCGACAAAGUGGUGUUGUUAGGACAAAUUGUAUCGAUUGUUUAGAUCGUACCAAUGCCGCACAAUUGAUUAUCGGUAAAUGUGCUUUGGGUCAUCAGCUACAUGCAUUGGGCGUAAUCGAUCAACCCUGGGUUCCUGUUGAUUCUGAUGUAAUGAAUAUGCUCACUGAUAUGUACCAUGAUCAUGGGGAUACUAUUGCUUUUCAGUAUGGUGGAUCAAAUUUAGUCAACACCAUCGAUGCUUAUCGAAAGAUAAAUCAAUUCACCAAUCAUUCUAGAGAUUUACUAGAAAAUUUGAGGAGAUUUUAUAGUAACACCCUUUGUGAUGGUGAAAAACAGGAUGCGAUUAAUCUUUUCCUCGGAUACUACCAAGCGCAAAAAGAUAAGCCGAUGUUAUGGGAGCUUACGAGCGACUAUUAUUUGCACAAUGAAGAUCCUCGUUUUAAAAGACCACGGAGAAGGCAUGAUAUCCUGAGAAAUUAUAAGCCAUCUUUAAAUCUUAAUCAACAGCAGGAUACUUCAAGAUAUCAACUCGUUCCUCGCAUAGCCCGUCAAUUCGAAGAUGACGAAGCGGAUCCAUAUUCUGGUUAUUGGGUUGAAUAUUAUCGUCCGCGAAUUUUCACGUCAUUUGAAAAAUUGUUUGCAUUUGACAUGAAAAGUACUACGAAAUAUAUUCCAUCAGGCAUGGACGAAAGUCCAUUCAAAGUUCGGGUAACUCAUCCACAAGCUUCUCGUUUGAUGAAUGUUGGAAAUGUCAAAAAAUGGUUUGCCUCACUACCAAACACAAAGUCUAAAGAGGCUCAUUCUAUAACAAAUGAAAAUGAGAAGGAAGAGAAAGAACAUAUAAAAAAAAAAGAUAAAUAUAAUCAGAAUACAAUGGAAUCUAUUGUUUCAAAGAGUUUAAAUCCUUCAGUUUCUUCGAACGAAGCGAAAGAGUACAGACAAUACAUAAAUCAAAACAAAAAUCUAGUUCUAACACCAACGCCAACUGGCAACAACGAUCCCGCAUUAACAAGUCAUUCGGAUUAUAACGUUUACAACGCCUACAUGCGGCGUGCCAAUUUGUCAAAUCCGAUAACAGAUAUAAGAGUGCCUUCAACAGAUGAAAAAGUAUAUGAAGAAUGUUUAGAUAUACCAAAGAAAUAUGCUAUAUUACAAGCUGUAGGUUCAGAUCAUGUAAAUUAUAGCGCUGCAAAGAGUAGAUAUCAAGCUUACGAAACAUGGUUGAAAACGGGAAAGUUGGUCGGAACUAAUAAUAAUGUUGUAAAUUCUUCCAAAUCCAAAAAUGGCGGAGGAGGUGAGAAGGGAAGUAUCUCUAAAAAGGACAAAGAAAAAAUUAAGGAAAAUCAAAUUAAAGGAUAA